CGGCGGUGGCGCUGGCGCCCUGGCUGCCGGCCUGGCUGCUGGGCUCGCUGGUGGCGCUGCUGCUGGCGCUGCUGGCCCUGCUGCGCACGCUGCAGCUCAGCACGCUGUGGCUGGAGCCGGCCGAGCUGUACGUGCUGCGCGACUGCGGCUCGGAGCGGGAGCGCGAGGCCUGCAAGGCGCUGGAGCCGCUCCGCCAGCGCGGGGCCUUCGUGCUGUGCUCGCUGCUGCUGCUGGGCUGCGUGGCGCACGCCGCCCUGGCCGUGCUCUUCUACCAGGCCGUGGGGAUGCUGGCGCCGGCCGUGCUGGGCGCCGCCGGGCUGGUCUUCCUGCUGGCCGAGGUGCUGCCCUUCGCCCUCAGCUCGCGCUGGGGGCUCUGGCUGGCGCCGCGCGGCCUGUGGCUCACGCAGCUCUUCAUGCUGCUCACCUUCCCCCUGUCGCUGCCGCUCAGCAAGGUGCUGGAACUGGCCCUGCAGCGCGACACCAGCACCUGCCUCCUGCGGGAGAAGAUCCUGGAUAUGGUGCGCAACAGUGACCCCUACAACGAGUUUGUUCGGGAAGAGUUCAGCAAGAGCGCCCUGCGCAACAAGACCGUGGAGGAUGUGCUGACGCCGCUGGACGAGUGCUUCAUGCUCAAUGCCAACGCCGUGCUGGACUUCAACAACAUGUCAACCAUCAUGCAGAGCGGCUACACCCGCAUCCCCAUCUACGAGGACGAGCGCACCAACCUGGUGGAUAUGCUCUACGUAAAGGACCUGGCCCUGGUGGAUCCUGAUGACUGCACCCCUCUCAGCACCAUCAUCAAAUUCUACAAUCACCCACUCCACUUUGUCUUCAACGACACCAAGCUGGACGCUGUGCUGGAGGAGUUCAAGCGAGGUAAAAGACCCCUCAGUUAGGCCACUGCCUUGGAAGGUCUGCCCAAGAUUCUAGAGCCCUAUUGCUCAACCACUGAUCCUGCUAGCUAGGGAUGAUGGGAGUUGUAGUCCAACAACAGCUGGGGACCCAAGGUUGAGAAACAUCUCUAGAGAGUCAUUGCCAGGUUUUCAAACUAUCUUCUGUGAAGCCCCCCUUUCCUUAGAACAGACAUGGGAAAGCUGCUUCUCUCGAGUCCAUCAGCCAGCAUGGCCAGUGGUGAGGGGGAAUAGUGCAGCUUCAUCGGGAGGACAACAGGUUCCCCCUGCCAACUCCCACCAUCCCUGGCUUGCUGGGGCUGAUCCAAAAUGUCUGGAGGGCACCAGGCUGGCAAAGGCUGAGUCAGGCAGUACAGCAAGAGCUGUGCCAAGUACCUCAGCUUUGCUCCAGCUGUUCUAUGAGCCACAUGAGCAGGCCAGGUAUAAGCUGACAAGUGGGGCUUUUGUAGGUUUGGUUUUUUUGCUGCAUGCGUGUAGUGUCCAAGUUGCAGCCAAUUUCAGCACCCCAGCAAAUACACACACUGAGGUAAUGGCCAGGGGCAACCAUGUGGCAACCCUGCAGAGGUUUCAUCUGCUUUCCUCCAUGGACAUGGGCAGCUAGGGGUUCUAAAUACGACUUCAGGCACCGCUAAUGCAUAGGAACGUCAUUUCUUUUUCUCCCACCCCACUUGGUUUUAUUACGCUUUACUGUACAGUCAUACCUUGGAAGUUGAACGGAAUCCUUUCCGGAAGUCUGUUUGACUUCCAAAACGUUCAGAAACCAAAGCGUGGCUUCUGAUUGGCUGCAGGAAACUCCUGCAGCCAAUUGUAAGUUGCGGAAACCCAUUGAACAUUCAGCUUCCAAAAAACCAAGGUACAACUGUAUUUGGCUUUACAAUCGUACCUUGGUUCUCAAACACCUUGCGAGUCAAACGUUUUGGCUCCCGAACGCUGCAAACCCAGAAGUGAGUGUCCCGGUUUGCAAAUGCGCUUCGGAACCCGAACAGCCAAUCGGAAGCUGCGCCUUGGUUUCCGAACGUUUUCGGAAGUUGAAUGGACUUACGGAAUGGAUUCCGUUCAAGAACCAAGGUACGGCUGCAAAUAAGUGUAGAUAUGUUACUAGUUCAGUAACUAGUCCUUUCCGGUCACCUGAGAGGCUGCAAUAAUGUCUCCAGCAAUCUAGGCCUUGAACCUGCUGGAGUUAAGUGUGUAGGAACCUAUUCUGCACUCAGAACUUUUCUGGGUAAGCACAGACCCUCUAGAUGCCAAGCAGAACAAACUCUCUGACGUAAGAAACUUGACCUUACUAUAUGCAUUGUGCAUGUAUAAUCCUGUCUCUGGAAUAUAUCGCUUCUGAAAGGGCUCAUAUACUGGAUUGUUCCUCUGAACCAGCAGAGCACCAACAACCACAGCAAAAUGCUCUUCAAGUACAAAAAGGUGUAUCUGGGAGGAAGCCAGGUCCAAACCUACCAUGCUUCUGUGGAGGAGCAUUCCAUCUUGUCAUCUCCCACCUGAAGUGCUACAGGCCAGACACAGGUUGACCACCUCAAAGGCAGCAAGGCCAGUGGUUGCCCAGUGUGUAAUGAACCGCCCUCUGUUUCCAUGGUAACCCUUCCACCAUGGUGGUCUGUGGGUAGGGCAAGAGGCCAGUCUUCCUCCCAACUUCAGGGCUGCAGAGAGGGGUGGAUGCCAUCCUGUUGGGUGGCAAUCUCUGCCCCAGCUCCAGUUCUAAGGUGGCUGCAAAGGAAGGCUCUUGAGUUGUGUGGCAGCUACACAGAAAAGGAGUUUGGAGAGUCUUGGCUCUGGGGGCCAUAUUGGCAAAGAAAAAACCCAACUGCUGUUAUUGUUUUAUUCAUUUAUGGAAGUAUUAAUUUGUUUAAGUUUCAAGGCAAUUUACCAUCCUACAAAAAACCCAAAAACUAAUGAUAGGUCUAAAAACAAUACAAAUAAGACCCAAAGUAGAGAUCUAAAAACAUUAUUUUCAGAAGGCUGAUUUGAAAAGUUAGUUGCAACAAUAAUGUCACUUCAGUUGUUUCCGUAAACUACGAACAGGAUCAUACCUCAACAGGGAUGCUUUUCUCCCAAGCGGGAGAAGCCCCACUGAAAGCCCCACUCCAGGUUGCUGUGGGAUGGGCUUCAGAUACUUAAGGGACAGUAAGGAGAGGGAUUCCCACAGGACGCAGUGGCUUGCUGGGUGUAGAAGGAAUGAGGCGGUCUCUCAGGUCACCUGGUUCCAAGCAGUACAGGGCCUUGUGUGAUGGGAUCAAACCCUUGAACCUGGUCUGGUGCUCCUGGUUUUCCCUGCUCCAGAGCAGAAAGGAAGGCAGCAGUGGGUUGGAUGCCACUGUUGAAAAGUGCUCUGCAUGUCCCUUCUCUAAAAGCAAGUUCUAGUCAUCUUCCCGUGCCCAGCUGCCCAUUCUCCUCACCAGCCCUUCUCCUAGGAAAAACCACAAGGAAUUUUAGGAUUUUCUGUGCAUAUGCAUUCAGAGCACCUUUAAGGGACCAAGCCAACAAGCUUCCCUUGUGCGGUGGGCCACUUCCUGGGAGAUGGCCACAAUUUUAGACUUGCCCAGUAAAGUAAGCCAAAGACUGACUGCUGGUGUCCAGGCCUCCUUGCUUGGAGUGCUUGUAGCUGUAUCUGCGUAGGCUUUCCUUGAGCAGAGAAAUAUUCUUGUUUUUAAACUGGUAGGCCUUCCCCAAGAUGUUUAUCUCCUUUUCCUCCCCUAGCCCUUCUCCCUCCUGAAGCGUUUGGCAGGAAUAGCUGGGUGGCACCCGUGACCUUUGCAUACCUGCAGGGAUCUGGCUUGCCCUGCUGAGAAACAGAGCAGCCAAGUUCACAGGUUCAGUUCUCCAGCCUUACCACUUCCAAGCAGGCCCCAGGCCAUUUUAUUCCGGGAGAAUAAGCCUCCUAAGAAUCUUACACAUCCAGCCCUCCCUCCCUCCCUCCCUCCCCCUCUCAUACACACAGAUUGGUUGUCCUCCUUACAGCUAAGAAGCCGCUUUCCCCUUCUCCUGGCAUGUGACGCAAAUGAACAGCCUUGCCCCUUUUCACCUCAACCUUUGGAACAAGAUUGGCUCCUCCGUCUCCGUCACCUCCUUUCUGUGCUGCCUUUCAUUUUGCUUAUUUGUUUAGAGCAGAAAUGAGGGAACUGUGGCCCUUCAGAUUCUGCUGCACUACCAGCUGCAUUGCCCCUGACCAUUGUUCAUGAUGGCUGGGGCUGAUGGGAGUUGUAGUUCAGCAACAUCCGGUGGGGGGCAAGGUUUUCCCCAUGCAUUUGUACCCAGCUCUUCAGCCAUAAGGCUCCCAGAGCAACCUAUGGACAAGUCAGUUCCUGCCCACAGGCUUUGCAGUUGUUGAGACAUGACACACAAGUAAAAAGGGACAGGGAGCGGAAAGUGGGGGUGCAGAUUGCAUGUCCCAGCACAGCUUUGGGAGUUAGAAAUCUACAGUGGUGGGAGCCUGAUCCUGCUCUAGUAGCACAUAAACAAGGAGUAGCACACAGGAGAAAGGGAGAGACACAAUAAAUCAUCAACAACAUUGUCCAGCCUUCCCCAGCAUGGUGGCCACCAGGUGUUUUGGACUGCAGCUCUUAUCAGCCCAAGCCAUGGCCGUGCUUACUGGGGAUGAAGGGAGCUGUAGUCCAAAGCACCCAGUGAUCGUCACGUUGGGGAGCGGUGGCCUAGUCUGGCAGGCAGCUUUCAGGGCUAUUGGGCAAAGGCCUUUCCCAGCUCUGCUUCUGGAGAUCAUUUUAAAGAGACCCUCGGAACUGAACUGGUGACUUCCGGGUUGCAAAGCAGUUGUUCUUCUACCGCUCAGUUGUGGUCAUUGUCACAAACCCUGCUGGAUGAGUCCAGUGGCCCACUCAGUCCGGCAUCCUGUUUCUGCAGUGGCCAAAGAGUUGCUCAUGGGAAACCCUCACACAGGACCUGUGCACAAAAGCCCCCUCCCCUCCUGUGGGUUCCAGCAACUGGUAUUCAGAAGCAGUGCUGCGCCUGACUCCUCCUUUGGAGGCAGCGCAGAGCCAUCAGGGCUAGUAGCCAGUGAUAGCCUGAUCCUUCUCCAUUACUUUGUCUAAUCUUCCCUAAGUCACCCACUUGGCCAUCACUGCUUCCUGUAGUUUAGCUGUGUGCUGCAGGAAGAAGUGCUUGCUUUCAUCUCUCCCAAACAUUCUUGGGGUGUUGAAGUCUGUGGCCAGUUUCAGCCCUGUUGCCUCUUCUGCCUUUUCUGUUCAGGCAUCUUUGAGGGUGGCAGAGCAGAUCCUGGAAGCAAAACCCACCAGGAUAGGUGGGAAAUCUCAGUCCCAGGGGCCAGACGUGGACGUCCAGAUCUCUCUGUUUGGCCCUUGGAACUCUUUCCCCAGGCCACACCCUCACUUGUGUCUUUUUCCUGGCUUGAGUUCAGAGUGUUUUCAAAGGAAGAAAACAGCUACCUUCUAAUGCUGCAAAGGGCUCUGGUCCAGCCAGGUGGCACAUGGCCAGAACUAGCAGACGGGGGCAAAUUCCAGGGAGCCAGGCGUGGUCUAAAAACCUUGAGAAGCUCAUUGAAGAGAGAGAUGGGCUGUUUGGAGCCUUCAUGUGAAUGACCCUGCAGGAGAUCCUUGGAGCUGGCAGGGGGACAUUCCACUUGUUUUGCAUUGCUCUGCUGAACCCAGCUAUUAUCAGGAGCCUCGUCUGGGUGUGAGCCGGCAGCCUCCACAGAGAAGCCUAUGAUCUGAGCAAGUCUGUGGGUGCAAUAGUCUCCUAAUCUGUCAUCAGAGCAAUUGGCUGGGCUGGAGGAUAUGUUUUAGCUGGUGAGAAGAGGUUUGCAUUGUUCACUUUGUAUUUAAGAAAUGCAAACAGCAAAAACAAGGAUACCUCUAAUGAUCCACUAAAAGCGAAACGGUGGGGUCAACAGCAGCAGCUUUAGAGCAAGACUCCCAAGAGAUUGAGAUUGCAAAAUGCUAAAUGCUUGGGGAAAUUAAAAGUUUUCACCUGGCGCUGAAACGAUGACAUAAUAGGCACUAAACAAGUAUACCCUCCCUCAGACCACAUUCAAAAGGUGGGCUGUUAGUGCCCAUAAAUAAAUGGAGAGGGUAUUUCAUAGUCAGGCUGCCACUACAGCAAAGUUUCUGUCACAGGAGAGACUGAGCCCAAAUUGGUGGCUCAGUUGAUGGAGGACAGAGCUAUCUGUGGCUACUGCCCAUCGCUCCCUGUGCCCUCCCUCCAGCAUUGGAGGCUGGUUGCCUCUGCAUACUGCUUGCUCUGCAGCAGGCUUCCUGUUGGGGUGCCUGGUUGGGCACCGUGGAAACAGGAUGCUAGAUUGGCCUUUGAUCUCAUCCAGUAGGGCUCUUUUCAUGAGGAAAUCAAUAUAGUUCUUUCCCUUUGCCAACCUGGUGCCCUCCAAAUAUUUUGGACCACAGCGCCCACCAGCUGCAGCCAGAAAGUGCCAAAUGUGUGUUGCAGGCCAGAACAUCUGGGGGGCACCAGGUUGGCAAAGGCUUCUGUACUUCCAUGUACUGCACCAGAAAACUUAGGACCCUGCCUUUGAAAUGUUUGGUGCAAUUGUGCAUGGACAGCCUGUUUCCAUGCUAUUAUUCUGUUUGCGCAUUUAAUUGUCAGGUGCUGAGUGGUAGGAAUGCGAAAUAGGAGGUGCUGGAGGUAAAGUAGAUGGGCAGGGAUGGAGACUGUUGCCCAGCCAGGAAUCCAGGACUGCAUUUUCUGUGGUUGCUCUGUCUGUCCACGUAAAAAUGCAGCCCGAUGGGCCUGGGAACCUUAGCUACUCAAAGCCUGCACAAACCACAUUAUGUUUUGAACCAGAUGCAGGAAUAUUUUUGUGUGCGAUGCUUCUCCUCUAUCUGUUUUUAUCUUGUGUAUGAAGAGGGUCUUGGGGCAACCUCUGCCCAUUUCUUCUUCUUAACGGUCUUGUUCUUUACCAAUCCUUGUGCUUUCCUGUUCCUUUUCCCCAGGUAAAUCGCACAUGGCGAUUGUUCAGAAGGUAAACAAUGAAGGCGAAGGCGACCCUUUCUACGAAGUCAUGGGCUUGGUGACAUUGGAAGAUGUCAUUGAGGAGAUAAUAAAAUCAGAGAUCAUGGAUGAGUCAGAUGACUACAGUAAGUGGGUUUCGUGCAGGUAUGGCCUGUUUGGGGCUUCUCUUCUUCCGCUCCCCUCCCUCUCUGCCCUUUUUGUUUAGCAAGGACAUGUUUUAAAUCUCCCUUCUCCUCUAAGGAGUGGACUUGCAUCCUAGGUGGUGGUAGCUGCUUAAUUUGCUGGUUCAGGUGGGCAGGGGAAGAUACAAGGGGAGCAUUCAGAAGUGUUAUUUUUCACCUGUAUUGGAAGUGGUGCAGUUUACCACCUCAUUUUGCUGCAUUUAUAGUCCUCGUAUAUGGCUACUAAGUUGGUGGGGUAGGAUUUAUACAAAUUCCUUUUCCUACUCCAGAAUUGGGAAAUAGCUUGGUCUAUUUAUGCACGUGGGAGGAUGAGGCAGUGGAAAGCGGAGAUGGUAAAAUGGGGGCUGCAUCAGGUCAAGUUGCAAGAAGGGGGAUUACAGUUUUAGAUGCUUCUCUUGACUUACUUUAAAAACAAUUGCAAUUAAAACACUGGCACUAGAAAAGGUUCUGUUGCACCCUUUUGUCGGUUGGAGAGGUUUUCUAUUUGACAUAAACUUUUCAUGUAGGAGAGCAAAGGAAAGUGAUCACUGAUGUGUGCCCUGAAGUUCACUCAGCCAACGGGUUCUGCUGCAAGUGCAGAAUGGGCCUUGAUACUUGUAGAAGGGGAAGUCUGUUCACAGCUGGGGGAAGAAAAGCAGGGAAGCCCCAGAUCCACAGCUCAGAACCGGAGACAGUGUGUAGCUGCUGUCACAAGUAUUUCACUCAGGAGAUGGCAGUUCUGUACUGCUAAUAAAUGGAUGUGUGCCCUGCAGGGAGAUUUGCAUUUGGAGAAGCAGGGAGCACACUGAGGUGCCAUUGAGCAUGGGGACUCCUCUGCAGUGGAAAUUCCAUGGAAUCAAAGAGCCAAGUCUGUUGGAGAUAACUGAUCGCCCUCAGAGUGCAGUGCAUUGCUUGCCCUUCUUAGGUAGUUGCAGCUGGAAUGACAACUGGUGGCAGUUACUAAAAAAUGGCAGGGAAAUUUGUUUAGUGCUCAGACUACACGUCUUUAUUCCUUGGAGCAUCAGUGAUUUUCAUUUCCUCUUUACACCUAGGGCUGUGUGUGUGCCUAAAUAAAUAAAUUUAAAAAAUCAAAAAUCUGUACCAAGCUAUCCUAACUUUUCCACCCUGAAUAAAUACUGCAUGCGAAACAAAUUCACACAAAAUUGGCUCACUUUCUGGGCUGCAUCAUAAUGGGGGGGGAUGUACACAUGUGAGCGAUAUGGGCUAGAGACUUAGGGUGGGGGGUAUUAAAACUAAGAUUCCUAGGAAACUCAGUUCUGCAGUCAUAAGUAUUUAAGUAUUCUGCGUUUUUUCCUGUACGUGUACAGACUUGUUGAAUCCCUACCGUCAUGUUUUACAAGAGAACCCACCAGUGCUAGUAAGGAUGGAUAGCUUGAUUCUUCUGCCUCCUGUUGUCUUUUUUGGCUUUCUCUCCCAUCCCUCUAGGGGAGAACAAAUUGAAAAAGAAGCCACCUGCACUUGGGACCUUGAUGGACCGCAGGAAAGAAGAUUUCUCCUUGUUCAAAGUGUCCGACAAUGAGUAUAAGGUGAAAAUCUCUCCCCAGUUACUCCUGGCUACGCAGCGCUUCUUAUCCAGAGGUAAGAGCAGGGAAGAGAUCUUGCCGUCUGGCAGUUUUUGUUCCUUCCCUCCACCACCACCACUUCCCACCAUCUCUGCUCAAGGGGGCUACACUGGGUUUGGAUGCAUAAUCCAAGGUUUAUUUUCCACCUGAAAUGUGUGUUUUUAAUCCAGUUAAGUGGCUGAUAACUGUGUUACCAGGAUGGGAGAUGCUCAAAGUCCAGCUGAUAGCUAUGUCCCAGUCUGCAGAGUAGUCCAAGAAGCAGGGAGCGCACCAUGUCUUACAGCAGCUCUCCCCAACCUGGUGCCCUCCUGAUGUUUUACACCACAGCUGACAUUUGUGCUGGCUGGGGCUGGUGGAAGUUGUAGUCCCACAGCAUCUGAUGUAUGCCUCUGAUGUAUUGAAGAAGGUUGUCAUUAGAGCAUGUUAAUUUUUUCAUUUUUCAAAUUCCCAAAAUGAGGGGUGCUAAAAAGUUGCAACAUAACUUGGCAAUUCAAAAUAUAUUUUGGUUAUGUUAAUAUAAUUUUGUUUUGCUUGGUAAGUAAAAUGUGUGUAAAAUUGCAUAGAAAUCAUUAAAAAUGAUUGCCAAGUACUUGCAGUUAUGGCAUAUAUUCAGAUUAUUCAUUAUUAUUAUUAUUAUUAUUUACCAUUACCUGACAUUUUCAGAAGGUUUUCAGAAAGCAGUUUAUGUGCUUCUUCAUUAGAUGUAGACUUAUCAAGCUAAAUGUUGUCCAUUCACAAAAAUAACAGAUUUGAAUUCCUCACAACCAAAAACAUAUUUUUAAGACCUCUCACUGAAGAAAUUAAGUUUCACCCCCUAAAAUCACAUGCCCUGUAUGUCGUAUGGGAAUUUGCAAAUACAGAAGUUGUUGAGCAUCCCUUUCAGCAGCUAAGAGAGAGAUUUGAUUUUCAUGCUCCCUAAGGACAGCACAGCAACGAAAGCCCCUCUGCAGAUGCAAGACCACACACUAUAUUGCUGUAUCCUUCAUUUAACCGUCUCUUUUGUCUGACGAGAGCCGGAGACUGAAGGGUCUCUUCCUCAAACUGAUACAUUUCAAGGCCAUGCUGAAAUUUAAACAUAUUCCACAAAGGGGCAGUGCUAGUUGUUGGACUACAACUUUCAUCAGCCCCAGCUGGUGUGGACAGUGUUCAUGAAUGAAGGAAGUUAUAGCUAAUGUUCUGAAUGAGAGCCAGUGUGGUUAGAGUGUCAGACUAGGGUUCAAAUCCCCUGCCUGGCCAUGAAGCUGAGUGGGUCAUUGUCGCUCAGCCUAAUCUACCUUACAGGGUUGUUGUGAAGAUAAAAUGGAAGAGAGGAAGAACCAUGUAUGACACCUGUUCUCCUCCCAACUUGGGGAGAAAGCGGAGGCCAUGUGGCCUCACAUCGCCACCUCCAUUGGGCUGCUGUGAGUGAAUAGGGCCUUUUUGGUGGCAGCACCUCCCCAGACACACUUGACUGCUCUGUAUUCUUCUAACCUUUAAGGCAACAGGUUAAAAUUUUAUUCUCUCAGGCAUUUAAUGAGAUGACUGUUUGCUAUGCUGGGUCUUUUGUAAAGCAGUUUGUUCUUUCUUUUGUUGAUGUUGAAUCCUAAAUGUGAAGUUUCUCCUUUUAUUCUUUCUGCCUAUUUUUACUGUUGUUUGAUUUCUAAAUUUCUAAGUCUGAACUGGCUGACGCUACCUUUUCUGUCUCCUCCACACGCUUCCCUGCAGAGGUGGAUCUCUUCAGCCCAGCCCGAAUCUCUGAGAAGGUCCUGUUGCACCUGCUGAAACACCCCAGUGUCAACCAGGACGUCAAGUUUGAUGACAGCAACCGCCUUGCUGCUGAGCAUUACCUGUACCAGCGCAACCAGCCGGUCAAUUACUUCAUCCUCAUCCUGCAGGUACCACACUUCAAACAUGUGGCCCCCAAAGUCCCCAUCUGGCCCUUACAAUACCCCUCACUGGCCCUGCUUCACACAAUCCUCAAAUGUAGGAUUAUAUAUAAAAAGAACACUAUACGGUGGUACCUUGGUUGUCGAACUUAAUCCGUUCUGGGAAUCUGUUCGACUUCCGGAACCAUUUGAAAACCAAGGCUCGGCUUCCGAUUGGCUGCACUCAAUUGGAAGCCGCAUUGGACGUUUGGCUCCCAAAAAACGUUUGCAAACCAGAACACUUGCUUCCGGGUUUGCGGCGUUCAGGAGCCGAUUUGUACAGGAGCCAAGCCCUUCGGGAACCAAGGUACCACUAGGUAUGUAUGUAUGUAUGUAUGUAUGUGUGUGUGUAUAUAUAUAUAGAGAGAGAGAGAGAGUGUGUGUGUGUGUGUGUGUGUGUGUGUGUGAGAGAGAGAGAGAGAGAGAGAGAGAGGUUUUAUCCUCUCCUUCCUCCUAAGAGCUCAUGGUUCUUGCCUCUCCUCCCAUUUUUAUUUUCACAACUACUUUGCUUGGUGGAUUAGGCAAAGCAGCUGGCCCAAGGUCACCCAUUAAAUUUCAUGGCUGCACAAGGAUUUUAACCCAGAUCACCCCAGCCCCAGUCCAGCAUUCUAAUCACUGCACCUCUCUGCCUGUUCAGCUGUGAGACAGGCAGAAAUAAUGCAGGUAGAGCAUGCAAUGAAGUCGGGGGGAAGGGAAAGCUUUACCCUUCGAGUCAGCCUGGCGUGCAGCAUUGGAGUAAUAAUAAUAAUAAUAAUAAUAAUAAUAAUAAUAAUAAAUUUAUAUCCCAGCCUCCCCAGCCAGAACCGGGCUCAGGGCAGCUAACAUCAAAAUAUACGAUAUAUUAAGACAUAAAAUUCAGGAAUCGACUGAAAUACAGCUUAAAAUCGGAUUAAAAUCAAAAUAAGAUCAGUUGGCUACCCAAUAAUAAUAAAUUUUAUUUAGAGUUAUUUAGAGUAGAGUUAGAGGUGCCUUAGCUCAACCCCUGGAUCCACUGUGAAUCCACAGGUGACCUUGGGUCAGUCCUUCCCUCUUUUCUCCAGCAUAGCCUACCUCACAUGGCUGUUGUAAAGAUGAAUUUCAUGCACAGGAGCACUGUGGCAACAUCGUGGUCUACAACCUACCAUUUCAGAUACUACAGCCAUACAAGUUCAUUUAAAAAUACUAAUGGCAUGUGAUUUUUUAUACCGUAUUUUUUGUCCUAUAGAGCGCACUGGCCCAUAGGACGCACCUCGGGUUUUUUUGGGGGGGGGGGAAUGAAUAAAAAAAAUUAUUCCCCCGCCGCCACGGCUGCCGCCCCAAGCCUUGCGCACACCUGCCUGAAGCACGGGGAGCCCUCUGGAGGGCUCCCCGUGCUUCGGGCGAGUGUCCCCAAGCCUCGCGCGCUCGGCGGGACCUCCCGCCGGGCUUGCAAGGCUUGCGGAUAGCUUCCUGAAGCCUGGAGAGUGAGAGGGGUCGGUGCACACCGAUGCCUCUCGCUCUCCAGGCUUCAGCGAAAGCCUGCAUUCGCCCCAUAGGACGCACACACAUUUCCCCUUCAUUUUUGGAGGGGAAAAAGUGCGUCCUAUGGGGCGAAAAAUACGGUAUAUUUUUUGCAUUCUCUAUCCUCUUACCCCCCCUCGCCUAAGGAGACCAAAGUGGAACACGUGGAUCUCCCCACCCCCAGCCCAAGUUUUCCCCUCACAACAACCCUGUGAGGUAGGUUAGGCUGAGAGAGAGUGAAUAGCCCCAGUGCUGCCCAGUGAGCAUCCCAGGAGAGCGGCAGUGAACUCUAGCGGAGGACAAACUCAGGUCCUUGACUCUCUUUUUCUGUGCAGAAGCUGUGAGGUGAGCUGCCAGGCUUUUUGGCAGAGUCGCCUUGCACUAGCAGGGAAUGAGUUGAUAGCAGUUGCUUGUGAUUGAUUAGCAUAAUUGGAGAAUGAGCAGAACAGCCAGCCAGAGGCAGAACCCAUUUUUUUGUUCCCUGCUUCCAACUAACCAUUUUCAUGGUUCCACUUCUUUGCGUUUCUAAUGAAAUCUAAAGGUUUCACUGCGCAUGACAGGAGAGCUUUUGUUAAAGCUUGUAUGUUUUGCAAAAUAAAAUUUUCUGUGAUUCUCAGCUGAUCCUAAUUUCGCUCUGUGGGUGCAGUGCAUGUGUCUAUAUGGACCAACAGAGGGGCUUGCACUUUGGGGCAAAUUCUUGGAGGAUAAGGCUAGCCACGGCUGCUGCUAGCUGACAGCUAUGUGCCGCCUCUCGCACUGGAGCCAGAAGGCUUCUGCAUACCGCUAGCUGGGGAGCAGCUGCUCUCGUGUCCUGCUUCUGCCCAGAGGUUGACCUCUCUGAGAACAGAAGGAUGGACUAGAUGGGUCUUUGGUCUGAUCUGGCAGGGAUCUUCCAUUGUCGGAGUAGACUCUCCACAGGGCCAUUGCAAUGAGCCCCAGCGCUGCACGAUUCACCGCUGCCUCACAGGAGGGGGGAUUUAUACCUGGGCUUCCCGACAGCCCCCGCCAUCCUCCAUCAUCACCAUUUAUUUAUUUGUAUACUGCCCUUCAUUGGAAGGUCACAGGGUAUUGCUGGACAUCUUCAUCACUUUUCUGCCAAGGCACCCAGGACUUAGCUAUUAACCUGAACAAAUGGUACCAAAUAGCUCUGGCUCCCUAUCAGCGGGAUGCUCUCCCUGGGCUGACUCCUUUUCCGCCUCCCCCCCCCCCAGGCCUUUGGAUAGACUGAGAUGCUGCUGCUGUUUCUGGUGUGCUGGCAAAUCUUCCUGAGGCUGUGGUGGGGGUGGUUCUGUUUCUGUGCUGUAACAUACAGUGGUAGCUUGGUUUAAGAACAGCCUACCUUCUGAACCUUUUGGAUUACGAACACUUCAAACCCGGAAAUGAGUGCUCCACGUUGCGGGUUUUUUGGGCGGGGGGAUUGCGAACAUACUCCGGGGUGCAGUUCCGCUUUGUCGGCACAGCCUUCUGCCGCUCAGCCCCGGCUGCGGCAGCGUCACCCAGAAGCGCCCAGCACUCCCCGAGGAGUAGAGAUCAUCGGUGCGCCUUCGGCCUCCUUCUCCCCCGAGGUGCGCUGCAUUUAGGGACCUGCUCGCGAGCCAGCCUGGCAGCUCCACCUAGUGCGCUGUUGCUGACACGGACCGGCAACGGCUCCCCGGGGUUUUGGGCAAGGAACGGGCUCUCUCUUUUCCCCGGGCCGACAGCAACUGGCGUCUCUCUCUCUCUCCGUCUUCCCUGGCACUGGGUGCUUCUGGGUGGCGCUGCCAUGGCUGGCGCUGAGCGACAAGGCCGUGCCGACAAAACGGAAGUGCACCACGAACGGAGUACAUUCUCAAUGUCCCCCCCCCCAAAAAAAACGCAACCUGGAGCACUCAUUUCCGGGUUUGAAGUGUUCAUAAUCCAAAAAGUUUGUAAAGUAGGCUGUUUGUAGACCUCUGCCGUCGCUGUGGCUUCAGCAUCGAAGGCUGUGCCCCCGCAGCCCCCCCCUUCCCCUGGUGCUGGUGUCACUCGUGCAGCUGCCACUCUGGGCCCCAGAGCAACGCCAAGUGGCUCGGCCCCAGAAGUGACUGCCGGGCAUUGCCUCACAGGGCGCAGGACGGCGUGGCAGGCUGCUGGUGCUGCCACUGCAGGAAGGGUUUUUAUACUGGGUGGUAGAUUGCAGCCUGGUCUAUUGCUUUCAUUUUAUGGAUCAAUGACCUCGUUAGAUAGUAAAAUUCAUGUGAAAUUGCUGUUUCAGGGGUUGCUUUUCAUCGUCUGGAACGGAUUAAUCCGUUUUACAUUACUUUCUAUGGGAAAUCCCACCUUGGUUUAAGAACGCUUUGGUUUAAGAACGGACUUCCGGAAGGGAUUAAGUUCGUAAACCAAGGUACCACUGUAUUUCUGUUCACGUUUUUAAAUGUUAAAGGACAAGCAGUUAAAAUGUGUAAUAAAUAAUAAUAAUAGCAUUAUUUUUAUUUAUUUAUUUGACGGGCCUCUGGAGCCGAUAGUUUUGGGCUGCCUGGCUUAUGCCUUCUCUCAGGGCUAUUGAGAGUUGAGAUGUACAUUUUUAGGACCCACCUCAUUCCUUGAUUGUAACUUGCUUUGGACUGGCUUUAAUAAUGUGUUUAAAUGUUGUAUCCUGCCCUGGGACGUGAGGGUAGAGGGUGCGAUGAUGAUGAUGAUGAUGAUGAUGAUGAUGAUAAGAAGAGGAGGAGGAGGAGGUGGUCCUGGGGAAGGGUCUCUCAACCUCAGUCCAUCAGGCCGUUGAUGGUCCCUUCAGGAGCUGGCUGCUUCUGCUUGUCCAGGCGCCAUCCUGCCUGCCCACCCCAGGAGCCCAUGCUGGUGCACCUCCCGCUCGCUUCUGCACCUGAAGAGGCCUCUGAGCAUAGGGCUCUGCGCAUAGGGAGCAGGAGGAGGUGGGAGCAUGCUGAGGGUUGUGCCACUUUAGAUGGCAGCAGGGGGAGCAGGUAGUGGAUGUUUUCAGGCGCUUCCGUCUCUCAUGAACUCUGUGCUGACUAGGAAACCUUCACGGCAGAAGACUGCCCAGAGACCUCUCUGCCUGACAUGCUUCGCACGUAAGGCAGUUGCCCAGCAAUAGGGCUCCCCACCCCAAGUCCAAAGUGGUGCAGUCCAUUGUGUUGCCUCAUGAACCACCACCACCUCCUCCUCCUCCUGCUGCUGCUGCUGCUGCGGGGUGGGGGCACCCCAGGGGUCCCUGACCAACCCGACCCCUCCUCACUUUGGGUAGGAAGCCAAUGCAGAAAAGAAGCACCCCGUUGCCUCCCAGUGAGAGUUACCCACCUGUGGGACGCAAAGGACCCUGUUGGGUUGGGGGAGGAACAGACCCAGCGCUGGGGGUCAGCACCUGCAGGCGUCUGCCGAGGGUCACCCCAAGCAGGGGGCCCUCUGCCGUGGCCCCAGCCCUCCUGCUCUGCCCCCUCUAAGCCAGUGAGCAAUGAGGGGCGGCAGGAGGGCCAGCCUCACCUCGCCCUUCCCUGAGCCCCAAGACAGAAGGGGCUCCUGGGGGCAGCAGGAGAAGGAGGGAGUCCACAACGGGAGGCUGAACCUCUGGUGGAGGGCGGUGCAAAGAGCAGAGCCGGCUCUGCCGUUGGACAGAGUGUGGCAGAAGAUGCUGGUGGGCACAGCACUGGCAGCCCCCCUUGCUGUUCUUCUUGAGCAUCCUGACUUUCCCCUUCCAUUGGAGGGUGGAGCUAUGUGUGCCACGCAGCCUGCCCUGUGCUCCCAAAACUGAGAUGCUGCCCCCUGGUGUGGUGGAGGGCAUGCAUUUAAAGUACACACCCCAACACACAAGAGUCCUGGGAACUGUAGUUUGUUAAAGGUACUGAGAAUCUGCAGUUCCCAAGGUUCUUGCUGUGGGGGUUGGGAACGUGCAGAGACAAUUCCACAGCCAGAACCAUAACAGUCUAAAAUGCUUCCUUCAUUGAAUGGUGAUGCAUAGUUAUUUAGAGUGGUUCACCUACUAGCUUGGCCAUUGCGUGUGUGUUUGGGGUAGGGGGGAGAUGCACUUGGAAUUGCAGCCUUCGCCAACUUAGUGCCCUCCAGAUGUUGUAGGACUACAACUCCCAUCAGCCCCUAGCCAGCAGCCACUGAGUUGUGGUCCCACAGCACCUGGAGGGGGCCAGAAUGGCCAGUGAUGCCGUAUGGAGUCAUCAGCUGACGUGGGACUGAGAACCACACGUGCCUCUGCAGGAAUCUGCUCACGGUCUUGUCACUGCCUCUUGCCUUACAGAAUUCGGGAAAAGAAAGAGAAAAUCUGCCCUUGCAGGUGAAACUAAGGAAGGGGUGUUGGCAGGUUAACCACACCCUCAUUAAAAUUUGGUGUGGAGUAAAGUUGGCUUAGGACAGAGGUCCCCAGCCUUUUGGGCACAGGAGCACAUUUGGAAACCUAAGAAGUUGUUCUGGGCACCACAGAAUACCCAUUUCACAGAAGAAAAACUGGUGUUGCUCAGAACACACUCCAGCACCUCCAUGCACCCCAAAACAAAAGGCAGGCCUCCCAAAAACUGCUCAAAUAAAAUAAAAUGGGAGUGUGUCAAGUGGUGCCCCCAGGGGCCAUCUCAGGAAAACCAUAAUCCUGAAGUAACCUUUGCCAGCCUAGAACUGUAUCCAGCGCUGGCCAUCCAGUCUGAUGCUCAGAAUAGACCCACAGAAAUUAAUACACACAGCCAACUUAAGCGCAUUAAUUUCAUUGGGUCUACUCUGAGUAGAACUUGGUUGGUAGUGCCACUGUAUUCUGCUCUGGUCAGACCUCACCUGGAGUACUGUGUCCAGUUCUGGGCACCACAGUUCAAGAAGGACACUGACAAACUGGAACGUGUCCAGAGGAGGGCAACCAAAAAAGGCCUGGAAACGAUGCCUUAUGAGGAACGGCUAAGGGAGCUGGGCAUGUUUAGCCUGGAGAAGAGGAGGUUAAGGGGUGAUAUGAUAGCCAUGUUCAAAUAUAUAAAGGAUGUCACAUAGAGGAGGGAGAAAGGUGGUUUUCUGCUGCUCCAGAGAAGCGGACACGGAGCAAUGGAUCCAAACUACAAGAAAGAAGAUUCCACCUAAACAUUAGGAAGAACUUCCUGACAGUAAGAGCUGUUUGACAGUGGAAUUUGCUGGCAAGGAGUGUGGUGGAGUCUCCUUCUUUGGAGGUCUUUAAGCAGAGGCUUGACAACCAUAUGUCAGGAGUGCUCUGAUGGUGUUUCCUGCUUGGCAGGGGGUUGGACUCGAUGGCCCUUGUGGUCUCUUCCAACUCUAUGAUUCUAUGGAUACAAAAAUUAGUGUUUUUGGACCUCCACUCAGAUCAGCCCCAGUUAGUAUGCCUGUGCUUGCAGGGGUCUGGAGGGCAUCAGGUUAGCAGAAGCUGUCCAGUACAAACGCCCCCCCCCCCAAUGAGAAACUUCCAUGGCGGAUUGGUGGCCAUUUAUCCAGCACAUGAACCCUCCAAGGGAAACUGUACCUGCCGUAUUCUGUAAGAUACUGUUGUGUUAACGUCUUCCUUUAUACUGACAUCAGUAACUUUCAGACUCUCCUCUUCAGGGCUUAUAUGAACUUUGCUAUUGUUAUUUAGAUCUGAACUAUGCCUUUAGGUUGGGUAAAAGGUGCUUAGUUUGUUACUUUUCCCUUUUUAAUGCAUAACAUAUUAAAACUUUAUUUUUUGCAACUCAAGAGUGGUAAUACUAAAGUAAAAGCAGGGACUGUCUUAAACUAAAAAAAGGGUUGGUUCAUGCAAUAGAAACCAAACCAACUUGUGCUGAGUGAGCUACAAGAACAUGGGAUCAGGAUCUGAGAUUCAACUAGGUCAAAUCUCAACUUGCUUUCUCCUCUCUCUGAAUUGCUCCCUCUCACCUUGCGUUGCUUUCUCUUCUCGUUCCCAGGGCAGGGUUGAAGUCGAGAUUGGGAAGGAGGGACUGAAGUUUGAGAACGGAGCCUUCACGUAUUACGGUGUCUCUGCCCUGACAGCUCCUUCUUCAGGUGAGUCGCGCGUUUCUUCCCACCUCUCGCCGCCACUGAUAGCCCUUUCGGGAUGAGAGGUUUGCCCCAGAGCUUGAGCUGCUGACCACUUUUUUAAAGGGGUGUCCUUGUGUUGAAACCCUGGAGAGCCGCUGCUGGUGAUUAGACCACACUGUGUUAGAUGGUUCUGACUUGGUUUUGGGCAGCUUCUUAUGCUCCUGUAUUUUGAACAAAGCACAGCCUCGAAGGACCGGCAGUGUUGGCUCCGCCCACAGAUUGGACCCCUGCAAGCCCUUUAGCUCCCCCCUGCAGCCUGAGCGUCAAGAGAGGCAUCCACAGACUUCUUCCCCUGCACACGUCAGCUGCUGAGUCACUUGAUUGUCCAUCGGCAUUUGCUGUUGGCUUUUUUAAACAUACAACAGCAGAGGAAGGGGGGCAUUCAGGAAAAGCUACAGAACUGCAUUUAACAAGAACAGAUAAUAGGUUUAGAUAGUUGUUGUUGCGGCUGCAUUCAUGAGAACUUGAAACACAUUCAUUUUUUUAAAGGCAGGACUUGCAGAGUUCUGGGUUAGAAGCCAUAUUCCUAAACUCCCUGCCUCUCAUUUGCAACACUGAUGUGUUUUCCUUCAAUAGUUCAUCAGUCCCCAGUGUCCACUCUCCGGAUGAACCGUCGUGAUCAGCAGCUUGAAUGCACAGAGACCACCACAUACUGUCCUGACUACACUGUCCGGGCACUCACUGAUCUGCAGUUCAUCAAGGUAAACUCCAUAAAAAUAAAGACUCUGGAGAAGUAUGCUGUUGACCACCAGCCAAAGAUCUGUUGAAAUUAGUUCAGCAAAUAGGAUUUCUCUUUGAAAUCUGUAGCAUUUCUCCAUAGUGUGUGACUUUGGCUCACCUGCUUGAGUAAGUUCCUUCUUUUGACCAAAUUGCAAUCUUAGGCACCCAUCAAGUCACGUGCUGAUCUGCAGCAUAUAUGAUGCCCUGCUGGGGACUGGAUAAUCUCCCUGCUUUUGCAGUCUCAGGAAUAGGAGGUAUAUUGAGCUCCUAGGGGGCCGCAUUCAGCUAGGCAAGAUGUACAGGCAAGAUUUUGGCAAAAUCCUCUGGUGAUCACAGAUCACUAGGGUCGCACCUUUAAUUGAUUGCAUUAACCAGUUAAAACCCCCAAAGGCUCAUCUGCCAGUGCACCCAACUGGGAGGUCCGCAGGCCAGAUCUGAGUGUGACGGCACUUUCCCCUCUUUGCUCUUAGCCAGGGACCCUUGGCGAACACAGAGCAAACCAGCCACGUGAUUUCCAAGGUGAUUGUGGCUGAGGUGCAGAUCAUCUCUCACUGACUUGCGGCUUCUUUUCCACAGGUUACCCGGUUGCAGUAUCUCAAUGCUCUCAUGGCCUCGAGGAUACAGAACUCCCCACAGUCACCUGACACCGUUGAAUUGAAAAUCAUCCCCAGCAGCCAGACAAAGCUUCUGAAUGACAAAAAUGCCACGCCAGGUAUGUGCUUGUUCCGUUGUGGGUCACCAGGUGGUGCUGUGGCCCUUGUGCCCCCCCCCCCCCCCGGUGCCAGGACCUGCCAUUUUCUCCACCCGUUUGGACCCCAGCUGCCUGCUUGGGUGGAGAUGGGGCAGGAUUCCUGCAGAUGCAACACCAGGGAAGAGGAGCUAGUCAGGAAAAUCGGUUGGUGUAUGUGCACUGGGCUAUGAUUAUUGUCUAGUCAGUUUAUUACACAUCCUUCAUCCUCAAUUCCGAGGGCAGGUUGCAAUUUUAAAUUCAAUAUCAAAAGCAAGUAAAGCAAAUUACAACCGCAGAAAUAAGGUGGUUCCUGAAUAUAUAUACCUCAGGUGCCAAAUGCCAAGGUAAAGAGGUUUGUCUUCAGCAUUCCCUGAAAGCAGGAUAGUGAAGGUGCCAGGCAGACCUCUGUGGGGAGGGAAUUCCACAGUGUGGGGCUGCCACAGAGAUUGCCCUCCCUCAGGCCACUGCCUCCCAAACUUCUGAAGAAGGUGGAACGACCGGGGGGCCCAUCUGCUGGUCUUACAUCUGUCUGAGAAAAUUGGCAGGGAGAAAAGUGGUAAAAGUCGUUUGGGGCUUUAAACUCUAGUAUGACACGGAGAAGCGGACACGGAGCAAUGGAUCCAAACUACAAGAAAGAAGAUUCCACCUAAACAUUAGGAAGAACUUCCUGACAGUAAGAGCUGUUCGACAGUGGAAUUUGCUGCCAAGGAGUGUGGUGGAGUCUCCUUCUUUGGAGGUCUUUAAGCAGAGGCUUGACAACCAUAUGUCAGGAGUGCUCUGAUGGUGUUUCCUGCUUGGCAGGGGGUUGGACUCGAUGGCCCUUGUGGUCUCUUCCAACUCUAUGAUUCUAUGAGCACCUUAAAUUGUGCCCAGAAAUGAAGUGGCAACCAAUUGUCUCUCCUGCCACAAGAUUUGGUGAUGGCUACUGGCUUAAAUGACUUUAGAUGUGGCUUAGACCAUUUUGUGGAGGAUUGGUCUCACCAUGGCCUGGUGGCUAGAUAGGAGCUCCAUGUGCCAAGGAAUGACACAAUGGAGCAAUCCCUGCUGAGGAGCUCUAGUAGGCCAUUGUCUUCAUGUCCUGCUUGUAGAUUUUUAGAGGCUGUGGGAUGCUGGACUAGGUAGACCAGAGGCAGCCAAGGUGGGGCCCUCCAGGUGUUUCUGGACUGCAGCUCCCAGCACCCCUCACCACCAGCCAGUUGGAGUUCAGCAGCACCUGAAGGGCACAUCUGUUGAUGACCCCUGAUCUUCUCCGGCACAACUCUCCUUCAUUCAUUUUUUCCUUCCACGGACUUGAGCACUGGCUCCGGCUGAUGGCAGUUGUAGUCCAAAAGAGGGGUUCCAAACUCCCCCCCCCCCAAUUGACCACAUGGCCAUUACUGAGGGUCUUGGCAGACCUCUAAAUUAUUUUUCUGCCUGUUCUGAAAACAUAACAUAGCAACAUUGGCCUGCUUGAUCAGGCCAAUGGCCAAUCUAGUCGAGAAUUCUGUUCGCACAGCGGCCAAGCAGUUCACAGUUGCCCCCAAGGGAGACCCACAAGCACCCUCAGCACAAGAAACCCCUCCCCUCCUGUAGCCUCCAGCAACUAGUGCUCAGAAACAUGACUGCCUCUGACCACAGAGCCAUUGGGAACCUUAUCCUCCUCUGGGAGCACGUUCCAUAGUUUAGCUGUGCUCUGAAGAAAGAAGAAAGAAGGACUUUGUUUACCUGUCCUGAACCUUCCAACAUUCAGCUUCAUGGGAUGAAUGUGAAUUCUGGUGUUAUGAGAGAGGGGUGCACACUUGUCUCUAUCCGCUGCAGCAAUUGUAAUGUGCUAUAUGAUCUUUGAUUGCAUUUUUAUGGCUUCUUUUAUUUAUUAUAUUGUAUUUUAUUGUAUUUCCGUAGACUUCAAAUUGUUAUGUGAUAAAAUAAAAAUAAAAUAAAUAAAAAGAAGCAAUAAAAAUGCAAUUAAGACUCAGUAUGAAUGCUUAAUGUGGACACACUUGAAUGCAUUCAUUGCACCGCUGGCCUAAAACAUCUGGCGGGGGGCACCUGGUUGGCGAAGGCUGCCAAAGGGCAUGGGGAUCAGGGGUGUUUGCCAAAGGCUUCAUGAAAAGGGGAGGUGGGUUUCAAGGGAGGAGUUUGAAAGAAGGAAGGGAGAGGAGGCUUGAUUUUCUGGGAGGCAGUCCCAGGCAUGAUAAUGAGCAUGAGACACAGAAAUACCGUAUUUUUCGCUCUAUAAGACGCACCAGACCACAAGACGCACCUAGUUUUUGGAGGAGGAAAACAAGAAAAAAAAUAUUCUGAAUCUCAGAAGCCAGAACAGCAAGAGGGAUCACUGCGCAGUGAAAGCAGCAAUCCCCCUUUUGUUCUGGCUUCUGGGAUAGCUGCGCAGCCUGCAUUCGCUCCAUAAGACACACACACAUUUCCCCUUACUUUUUAGGAGGGAAAAAGUGAGUCUUAUAGAGCAAAAAAUACGGUAUAUGACAGUCGCAGGCAGGGCUGUAUCUGUCAUUUGGGGACAUAAGAGCUCAGAGACAGGCAGGAGGGGGAGGCAGUGAAGGUGAGAGUUUUGAAGGUGAGGAGGCAGCUCUUGGUCUGGAUGCAGGAGCACAGGGCCAUUGUCAGUGGGGCUCCUUGCCCAGCAAAGCUGUAUGUCUUUCCUUUCCACGCGUUUUCUUCUGCACUGUCCUUCCAGGAGCUAAACACUGCCAUCUCUCCUCUUCUCUUUCUUCCUUUCUCCCUCCAGCCUUCCCGCUCAAUCUCUCUUUCUUUGGCACAAUUGAGAACUGCAUUUAAUACAGGCCUCUCUGCCAUAGUCUGGAGUGCCUUUUUUGUUUGAAAACCACAAGGUAAAUAUAUCCAGUUGGUUCCCUUCCUGCAUUUCCCCUCCUUGCAGUGCCCUCUGGACCCAGGGGAAGGGGCAGCAGCAGGUCCUCUGGGGGCUAUUGGGCUUCAGCCCCAUCUGCGUGGCUCAUGGUCAGCAACGCCUGGAGGGCCAUAGGUUGCCUGGUCCUUGUUUAGUCUCCCAGUCGUGUGAUUGCUGUAUGACAAGCAGAACUUUCAAAUGACCCAGUCACCGUAGGGACUAACUGGGUUACGCCUUCCCUCCUUCCCACGGAAUCUGCAUCUCCUCAGGAGGGAGCUGCCAGGGGGAAAGACUCAACUAAUCAACCCCUGGCCUGAUGGAUGGGUCAUUAAGAGCACCCAUCUUGGGUUGGGUCUACUCAGAAGCAGUAGAAUGAUUGUAUCAUGUCAGACUGCAAGUGGGAGAUGCCAGUUUGAAUGCUCCCCUUACUUCUUCUCUUCUGCAGGUCUUCUGCUUGCGGGGGUUUGUGUUUGUUGUUUAACGAGGGCAGCACCAACCCUCCUGGCUGCACCCUAAAGUGGAACAGUUCUUUCUACCAUCUAAUUUUUGUAGCAUCUGCAAACCAGACCUUUGUCUGUUGGAUCACUAAUUGCCCCCCCCCCCGUCCUGCCUUUCCCACCUUAACCAGAUGUGGAUCUUUUGUGCAGGGGAGGAAGGGGUGGGCCCACCUUGCAAGAGGGCAGGGGAGAUCCGGGGGGGGGGGGGCAGGGGUUGGAUUUCACUGUUCUGAUUCCAUGCUAGCCUGCUUUCCUCCUCCCUUCAGUGAGACGAGAGAGAGAGAAUCUGUCUCAUUCCCAGGGCUAAAGCGUGUCUCCACUCUUCACAUGGCAAGAGUACAGGUGGUAGUUUAUCAAGUGGGUACUUGCCACACUGUGUUACGCAGGCACUUGGUGAACUGGCUGACUGUAUUACCCUACCCCCCACCAUGCACAACCAUUUGCCGGGUUGUGUGUGUUCCAAUUUUGUGGGAGCAGAGAAAUUGGCAUUGGACGAGACAUCCAGCUUCCUAGAAUCUCAACUUAUUUGUUAUUUAUUUAUUUCUUGCACCUUUCUCCCCCAAGGAGGUCAAGGUGGUGUGUACAUGGUUCUUCCCUCCCUCCCCCACCUUCCUCAUUUAAUUCCCACAACAACCCUGUGAGGUAGAUUAGGCUGGGAGGCAGAGUGACUGGCCCAAGACCACUCAUGGCUGAGUGGGAAUUUGAACCCUGGUUGCUUCUCCUUGAAGGCAGUGAUGUGCUUGAAAGAACCAGGGUGGCAAAGUGGUUGCUAUUUCAGACUGCCAAGACCCAGGUUGACAUCUCCGCUCAGCCAUGAAGCGCACUGGGUAACCUUGGCCAGCCACUUCCUCUCAGUGCCUAACCUCCCUCGCAGGGCUGGUGUUUGCUGUGAGGAUGGGAAGCAUGCCACCUUGAGCCAGAGGCAAAGGUGAGCAGAGCAACCGCUGUGGAGCUGACCUUUCUGCAAGGGGCUGCUUUCUGCACACACCUCUCCAUUCAAGCAGACAAGCAAGAGGCAGGAUUGGAGCUCAAGAAGGGUGAGGACUAAGCCUGGGGAGAGAGCAGAGGGCCAAAGAGAGGGCCUUCCAGUCCUGAGGUCCCAUUUGGAGAGUUGCAGGCUCCCCCAUUACUCUUUCUUUCAUACAGGAUGCUCAGUCCCUGCUCAAGGCUCAGUUCUUCGUUGCCAAACUGCCAAGAGAGCCCAGCAAUGGUGGGGUAUAAACAUUGCCAUUCUUUCUCUUCCUUGCCACCCUCCCCCCCCCCAUUCCAGGGAAAAGCAGAAGCAAGCUCAACCUUCUGGAAGAGGAGAGGCAGAGCACAGGGGUCUGACCCGCUAGAGGCUUUGGGGGCAAGGGGCCUCGGGAGGCCCCCUCUGAAAUCUCGGUCGCCUUCUCCUGGAGUCCACCCGUCCUUCCAAGGAACCUUUCACUUUGGCUCCUGCGUCCCAGAGAGACUCCUGGAACUGUGAAGGAACUGGCCAGCAGCCUCUUGGGUUGCUUCUGGUGCUCUGACCCGGCUGCAGCACCCAGGACGUCCUCUGAGCAGCACUUGACGGACAAAGGGUGGUUGAGUUGGGGGGGGGGGCGCAAUCUCUAAGACUGUGAGCAGCAGAGAACAGCCACCCUGUGCCUACGGACUGGAUUACUUUUGCAGGAGUCUGUGUGAGCAGGGACCGGCAAGGGUGUCAUUGCAACAGCGUUCCCUCUGCUCCACUGACUCUGUUGAUCUUUUCCUCCCCGCGUGCAACAGAUCUCCCUUCCACCCAGCGGUCUCACAUGUACAUUCCACCCACCCUCCAGCCGCACUUCAGUUUGUUAGUCCCCACACCAGGCUUGCACUGGUGGCUCCAGCGCUUGGCUCUGGAGCACCGCCGCCCACCAGCCUCCCUCUGCAGCUGUUGCACUUCCUGCUUUUGACUGUAGCUGCACCCAGCCGCCAUGCCAGGCCUGACUCCCGGACCUGAAACUUGCUCCGCCCACAUUCCAAGCACACCCGCCUUGCUGGUCUUCUGAACGCCAGCACCAGGCUCCAAGGGCAUUUGAACCAGCCGUGAGUCUCAUCUGGCGCCAGGCAGGGCAUCCUCCCCAAAUUGUGCCAAAGUCCACACUCCCUAGAGCCACAUGUGCAGCCUGACUCUGUCUUGCCAGGAUUGCACUGCUCGCCCUCUUUCCAGAACGUGGGUUCCCACGGCGAUCGGGCGGUGGGCUCUGUCUGUGCCAAGCCAGGGAAUGCUGCUAUUCUGCAAAGCAACCCUUCCUUCCCAGAGGAUGCCUGUCUCCUGGCCACUCUCACCCAAAGUUUCAUUCUCUUCCCCCUUGCUUUGCAUCUCUUAAAUCCAACACAGGUUUGAAAAACAGUUUGCACAGGUGGGGACUGGGGCAGGAGCCAUUCUGACCCCGUGCUGGUGUUUCCCAAAUCCUGGAGUUUAAGUGACUCCUCACGUAAGCUGUUGAGUGGUUGGGGAUGGGACAACAGGAUUUGCCCCAUCAAUCUGCCGGCAUUCCAGGCACUGAGUCUCCCACCUUCUGAAUGCUUGCAGUACAUGGAGGAUCUGCAGCAUUUUGCUGCAGUUUACCCACGAAGGCCUGCUGGGUGGAAGAAAGUCCUAAAGGACCGCCCUUCCUCCUGUACCUGCUCCUUCUGGCUCCUUGUGUUUGUGCUUAGAAGAGCAGCUGCUGUUGCAUUUCCCUCUGGACUGGCCUUCCCCAGCCUGUGCACUUCAGAUGCUUUGGACUACACCUUCCCAUCAGCCCCAUGCGGCACGGCUCCUGCCCAGUGGCUGAUGGGAGCAGGAGUCCAGCACAACGGGAGGGCACCAGGUGGAGAAGGCUGUUCUCGGCUGUCCUCCUCGGCUGCCGGGUUCUGGCUGGAGAGAGCACAGGGUGCUAUGCUUGCCCUCCACGCUAGCUUGGGCAGAGAGAAACAGUCCCCCCACCCCACCCUCGGUUGCUACUUACAGUAUUCCCCCACUGGAGUUCUUGUUUUUAAAAUGAAAUAAAGGACUGAAGAGCAAGAGAGGGAAAGAGAGAAAGUUGGUUUCCCUUUCUCCCUCUCGUCCUCUCCCUGUCCAUAACCAACAGCAGAAGUUGUCUAAAAGCAAUGUAUAAUUUCAGGUAAAUUAUUUGUAACCUGCCUUUAUGUUGUAGUUUUUCUGCAAGGACUGUACCUUCAAAAUGGAAUAGUCUAAUCUUAUAUAUCUAUUUAUAAGUUACUGGC
This is a messenger RNA of Podarcis lilfordi (Lilford's wall lizard), 25977 nucleotides long. Lineage: Eukaryota; Metazoa; Chordata; Lepidosauria; Squamata; Lacertidae. The record is from the annotation of a GenBank genome assembly.